Messenger RNA from Coregonus sp. 'balchen', 10368 nucleotides. The record is from the annotation of a GenBank genome assembly. NCBI's taxonomy places the organism in Eukaryota, Metazoa, Chordata, Actinopteri, Salmoniformes, Salmonidae.
AUGUCGAACAUUCAGAGAACGAAUGGCAAAUAUCUGUGGUGGUCUCUUUUGGGUCUUGGAUUUCAACCUGAAGUCGCAGCAUCAUCAGGGGCCAGCAAAGCCAAUGUCAAACACAUCAUUCUUGGACCGUAAGUGUUGAUUGUUGUGGUAACAGUUAAAGUUAACAGUAUCAACAUCAGUCGUGUAACCCUGUUUCAAUCCAGUGAGACAAACUGGCGAUGGCAUGACAAUUAAAAUAAACUAAUAGGCAGAGACAGACGGACUAUUCUCUCAGGUCAGUCAAAAGCCUGUUUUGACACCAGUUUCUUUCUCUCACCAACAGCAAUAUGUUUGACAAACCAAACAAGGAUGCUUUCUACAUAGUUACCCAUUUCCUGUUAGAGAAACUCAACCCCACACGCUCCCACGAUGCAUACAGGUAUGGUGACGGUCCCAUUCCCGGCUUGUUGUUUUUCUUCACACUUUUGUAAUUUUCUGCAAUUAUGUACAUUAAUAUGCUGGGUCUUGUAUGUAGGCAUUGCUGGCCAGUGUUGGACCAUAAAGCAGAUGCUGAAUUCCGUAAGGUGACCUGUGCUUGGCUGCGAGAUCUAAUGGUAAGGAUUUGGCAUGUCUUUCAGGUGUACAGGAUUUGACAUACUUGUUGUAGCAUGGCUGUUAAACAGGUCUAAAGCAUUUGAACAUGAUCUGUGCUUUCAGGAUGAGCAGGGCAGCACAGUUCCCAAAGUGGUGGCGUCACUGUUCCUCUCGCCUGGUGGUCCCAAGUUCGUCAACCUGAUGCUCCAUCUAGCCAAUUAUAUUGAGUUGCAGGAGAUGAAGACAUUUUCUACAGGUAGGAAGGCCAGAGAGGAAGAGGUGACGUGAGAAGGUUGACUCCGCCCAAAAUAUGUCCACGAAAAUAAGUAAAUAAUAAAUUAUUUUUGUAUGGAGGUCAAUGAGUGUCGAAUUUGCUACGUGAGGCUUAUUUUAUCAAAUAUAAGUUUUGUAAUGAUGAGGUUUCUACGAAUGCACUGAUAAGGAUGCAUGUGGUAUUUCAGCAACUUUGGAAAAAAAUACUAUCGGAGUUGUGCCUGUUGUUCACACGCAUAUCUGCCCUCUCAUUGGCUAGAAUGCUCCCACCUGAUCUCGCCUGCCUUCCAUCUUUAGGGACAUGUAUUUCCAUUGUUAGAGCAGUCACUCUACUAUCUUGUCAAUAUAAUAGAUCAUCUUUGGGAAGGCCUGUGUAUAACUAAUGUUUGGACUUAAAGGCGUACUCCAUUGAUUUUCUUCUGCCUGUGAAUUGCAAGCGUCUGUCUAGUUGUUUUACAAUGUGUGUUAUUAGAUGGCACGUGGGUCCCAGAGGCGGCGGCAGCCCCUGCCUCUUCUGUGCAAAUGGCGCUGAAGCGGUUUCAGCUGGUCAAAACCAGAUUCCUGAGGGGAGCUGUGGAGCAGGACCGGAUGCUGCAGGAGUACCAGAGGCAGGCCCAGUAAGUCACAUGGCAACUGCACAAACCACAAGCAUUGGAUAUGUUUCAGAUACAGUUAUUUUCCUUAUAUUUACAAUGCCUAGAAAAGUGUCCCAUUUUUGUUGACAAUUUCAGUUGGAUAAAAAAAAAUCUGUCCUUUCAUUGGCUAGGUAUCAUGUGAGUCUGACUAAUUAGCACAGGUGCAAAUGAUGAGCAGGCAAUCAAGCCUCAUUAUAAAACAAGGUGGUCACAGUGGUUAAGAGUUUGUAUGCUCUGAAUGUCUUGCUUUUGUCAGUCAACUGGGCUGCGUUUACACAAGCAGCUAAUUCUAAUUAUUUUCACUAAUUUAUACUUUGACCAAUCAGGUGAAAAGAUGAGAAUUGGGCUGCCUGUGUAAACACAGCCCUGUUGGUUAUUUUCUAAUGUGCCUGGUUUUGCCAUUCUACAUCUGUGUCCUUCUCUUGUAGAUCUCAAGUGAAGUCUUUGCGGGAUUUGAGGGCUGAAGAUGCAAAGUAUGAUGAUUUGCUCAAGUAUGUAUGAGUAUUCCAUCUAUCCUUUUAAAUAAUUGUUUGGGUUGUAGUUGAUCUGUUUUCAGUUCACUUUUGGCAUAAAACAUUAUGCUCAAAGUACCAAUAAACAAUGGCAGCUGGUUAAAUUCUUAUUUCCCCCGCACAGGUGUCGCAAGAAAGAAGCUGACAAGGAGGAAACUCCUCAAGCUGAGAAGAUUCAAAAGGUUUUUCCUUAAUUUCAUAACUGAUGUCUACUUUGUAAAACAUCACUAGAAACUGACAUUCAUUACAUUUCUAUCUGCAAUGUUCUGACCCUUUCACAUCUGAACAAACCCCAGGUGCGCUCCCUGUGGUCAUCCAUCGACAGAGUGCUGUCCACCCUGGAGGAGGAGCGGCGCGUGGUGGAGUGUGUCAUCAGGGGAGAUGUGGUCCAGUACAACCUGGACGGGACAGGCCUGGCCCUCAAAAUCCCCCGGGUUCUGCUGGAGCGGAUAGAGCAGUUAUCCCACCUGGUGAGAAGCACAAUUAUAGCAUUGCCUUUUUAGGUUAGUGGGUGACGGUGCAUUUGGAACCCAGUCCAUAUUUCAGUGCAAUGUUUCCCAAAUCUCUCCUUGAGUACUCCCAGAUGUUCCACGUUUGAUAUGUUCUAGAACUAGCGCAACUGAUUAAACUAAGUAAUAGUGAUUAGUUGACCAAUUGAAUCUGGUAUGCUAGUGCUGGAAAUUCAUAAAAUAAGUGGAACUUGAAGGGGGUACUGCUGUAGUCUGUGUUUAUCACUAAGCUGUGUGUGUGUCAGUCGGGUGUGGGCAGUGUGUACGAGGCAGGCCAGCUGAACCUCCUCAGCAUGCUGGAGCUGCUCCACCAGGCCCUAGGCCUCCUGGGGGAGGAGAGGGCCAAGAUGGCAGGACACACCCCCAUUGCUCAGCUCCACCCCCUGCUCCUGCAGGAGAGAAACCUGCAGAUGGCCCGCGCCCUGGAGGACCUCCGACUCAUGCGGUGGGUUAAACUGUGCUAUCGCAAGCCUGCUUGUUGGAAAUAGUCUUCCCCUGCUACCCAGUUCGUAUGUAUAUCUGUUUGAAUUGCGUAGCAGCAUGUCAUUCAUUUAUUUGAAAACAAGACAUGGCGGCAGCAAUUUAAAUCUCAUCUUGAACUGUAGUAAUAAAGCUAUUUUAAACUUUGUUGCUCCUUUCAUCCCACUGUCUCGCUCUUAUUCCAGGAAGAGGAUUUCAAAGGAGGAAAUUCCAGAGGUAAAGAGCGUCAUCAGGAAGUUGGAGAUGGAGUGGGACCAGAAGUGGGCAGACUGUCUGAAAUGCACGCCGCUGACCUCGUUUCUCAACGAGGAUCCUGUAAGUACCUCUUAGGGUUUAUAAUAAUAAUAAUAAUUAUAAUAAAAAUAAUUGGUCAUUUAGCAGACGCUCUUAUCCAGAGCGACUUACAGGAGCAAUUAGGGUUAAGUGCCUUGCUCAAGGGCACGUCGACAGAUUUUUCACCUAGUCGGCUCAGGGAUUAGAACCUGCGACCUUUCGGUUACGCUCUUAACCACUAAGCUACCUGCCGCCGGUUUGUGACCUGGAUGUAUUAAAUGGACGCUCUGUCCAGAUAUGUGGUCCUCUGUAGCUCAGCUGGUAGAGCACGGCGCUUGUAACGCCAGGGUAGUGGGUUCGAUCCCCGGGACCACCCAUACACAAAAAUGUAUGCACGCAUGACUGUAAGUCGCUUUGGAUAAAAGCGUCUGCUAAAUGGCAUAUUAUUAUUAUUAUUAUUAUUAUAACCAGUAGCCCCUACCCCCUAGGCCAGUGCUAUUCAACUACGACAGCUGUAAUCUUUAACUUUACUGACUUUAUUGUCCCCAUGGGGAAAUGUUGUUGCAGUGUCAUGUACACAUUUAAAGUGGCAUUUAAAUACAAUACAACAUUCAUAACAGUUACAUACCAAUAAAAAGAGACUAGCCUGCUGGCCUUACUGGGUCGAUAGGAACAAUGGCCUGCUGGCCUUACUGGGUCGAUAGGAACAAUGGCCUGCUGGCCUUACUGGGUCGAUAGGAACAAUGGCCUGCUGGCCUUACUGGGUCGAUAGGAACAAUGGCCUGCUGGCCUUACUGGGUCGAUAGGAACAUUGGCCUGCUGGCCUUACUGGGUCGAUAGGAACAAUGGCCUGCUGGCCUUACUGGGUCGAUAGGAACAAUGGCCUGCUGGCCUUACUGGGUCGAUAGGAACAAUGGCCUGCUGGCCUUACUGGGUCGAUAGGAACAAUGGCCUGCUGGCCUUACUGGGUCGAUAGGAACAAUGGCCUGCUGGCCUUACUGGGUCGAUAGGAACAAUGGCCUGCUGGCCUUACUGGGUCGAUAGGAACAAUGGCCUGCUGGCCUUACUGGGUCGAUAGGAACAAUGGCCUGCUGGCCUUACUGGGUCGAUAGGAACAAUGGCCUGAGCUAUUUAGGAGGGAUGUCACACCUUGCACAAAUGAUUGUCUAGUUGUGUUUUUCCUGCCGAGGGGUGCCCUAUACCUGCAUCCAGAGGGGAGUAGUUCAAAGUCCGGGUACGGGGGGUGGCUUGGGUCUAAAAUGAUUUUGUGAGCUUUGCGGAGGGCUCUGACCUUAAAGAUCUCAUCCAGGCCUGUCUGUUUGACUCCACGUACCUUACUUGCUGUGGUGAUAAUCCUUCUCAGCAUAUUUCUCUGGUUGACAGUGGCAUUGCCAAACCAACAAACAAUACAAAAAGUUGUAGAUGUCUAUAGACCAUUUUGAGGAGAAUGGCUUCAUCAACUCCUCUGCUGGGCUGAUAGAAACUGAAACGGGUCGAGGAACUUCUGGGUGGCGCUGAGGAUGACUUUUCACAAUUUUCUCAAAGCAUUUCAUUACUAAGGAUGUCAAGGCGACAGGGCGGUAGUCAUUCAGCACAGAGGGAUUAGAUGCUUUAGGAAUGGGUAUAAUUAUUGAGUUUUUCCACAAUACUGGCACGUGUUGCUGGUCGAGCAAGGAUUGGAAAAUGUCUAAAAACACCAGCCAAUUGUUCAUCACAGUGCUUUAACACAUGUCCACUUAUUUUGUCUGGGCUUUUGUGUGCGUUACAUCCCCUGAACAACUUCAAAACAUCAACCUGUUUAAAAGCAACCCUCUCAAACAUUUGUAAUGAUGCUUCCAUUUGUUUUACCUCUGACACAAAGUCAUCCGAUUCAAAUCUUGAGAAGAAAACAUUCAGUUCAUUAGCCAUGUUCUGGUCCUCAUGUCUCCCAAGGUCAGCAUUGGUUUUUCCCCUGCCUGUGUGGGAGGGCACUAGCCAUGGAUUUAAUCCCUUGCCAGGCCACCCUUGAGUUUCCUGAGGAGAGGGUCCUCUCCACCCUUUGCUUUAUGCCUCCUUGUCCACCAGUAUCUGUCUUUUGAUCUCAUGCUGUACAUCUCUUAAAGCCUGUCUUUUACCCUCAGCAUAAACUGCCUUCUUCCUAUUAAGUAGGGAUUUUAUAUUUUGUUAGGGAAGAUUGUACAGGUUUUAGUAGGCACAACAGACUCAACACAGAAGUUGACAUAGUCUGAAACAACAUCUGUGAGUUUCUUUAAGAUCAGAGCUUCUGUCCUCAUAUACCUCCCACAUAGUCCAGUCAAAACACCCUUGGAGACAAGUGAUACUGUUGUCGUUCCAGAUCUGGACAGUUUUAACUGUAGGUUUCUCCCUCUCCGGGAGCCGACAGUAGGUUGGCCGGAGGUAGACAACAUUGUGGUCGGAUGUCCCCGGGGGAGGUCUGGUGGUGGCAGAAAGCAUUUGGUAUUGUCCUAUAGCACAAAUAAAGAGUCGUGUUUUUCCUAGUGUGACAUUUCACAUACUGGUGGUACGUGCGCAGGACCUUGUGCAAAGUACAGUUGUUAAAAUCCCCUAAAAUAAAUGUGGGUGCGUCGGGGAGAUGGAUUCCAGUUUCUGUGACCGAUUAUAAAUAAUUUCUGAUGCCUUUGCGAUAUUAGCUUUUGGUUGAAUGUACACAAUGGUAACAAACAAUUGGGGGAACUCACGGGGCAGAUAGAAGGGUCGCAGUGACACAGAAAGCAGUUAAAUGUCAGGGGUACAGAGUCUCUCUCUUACCAGGAUCGAUUUACACCACUGCUCCCUGACAAGCAGGCAGACGUCCCUGCCGUGAUGUUUCUCUGUGACGGUCAGAUCACGGUCUGCUCUGACCAGUGUGAAGCCGGCCAGCUCCACUUCCCUGUCCGGGACUCUGUCAUCCAGCCAAGUCUUAGUAAACGCCAGCAAACAGGCCUCCAGGUAUUCGUGUUGGAAGCGCAGAUUCGCUGACAGCUCAUCCACUUUCCCCCUCAGUGACUGGGCAUUGAUCAGCAAGGUGGUGGGUAAGGGAAGUUUGCUCUUUAAUUUUUUAAGUCUGUCUGAUUCCCCUGCGUUUUCCACGUUUGUAAUCUACUCGCAGACAAUCGGGGAUUAGAUGGGCCAUUGGGAUAUCCAUCGCAUUCGUGUUUGAGUUGCAUUGUAGUAGGAACUCUCUGCUGUAUUGGAUUCCGCUGCCAGCAGCAUUUUCAUAAUGUAGUCUGUUUGUAGCGGGUCUGUACACGAUCAACAAGAUCAGUCCAACACCCCACCUCUGUAAAGCCAUCGUUGACAGAUGGUUUACAAACAGUGUACAAAUUAAAAACAUUUACACUACCAGUCAAAAGUUUGGACACACCUACUAAUUCAAGGAUUUUUCUUUAUUUUUACUAUUUUUUACAUUGUACAAAUAAGCAAAGAGAAACGACUGUCCAUUACUUUAAGACACUUUGAAAGUUUCUUCAAGUGCAGUCGCAAAAACCAUCAAGCGCUAUGAUGAAACUGGCUCUCAUGAGGACCGCCUCAGGAAUGGAAGACCCAGAGUUACCUCUGCUGCAGAGGAUAAGUUCAUUAGAGUUACCAGUCUCAGAAAUUGCAGCCCAAAUAAAUGCUCCACAGAGUUAGUCACAGACACAUUUCAACAUCAACUGUUCAGAGGAGACUGCUUGAAUCAGGCCUUCAUGGUUGAAUUGCUGCAAAGAAACCACUACUAAAGGACACCAGUAAGAGGAGAUCUGCUUGGGCCAAGAAACAUGAGCGCAAUGGACAUUAAACCGGUGGAAAUGUGUCCUUUGGUCUGGAGUCCAAAUUUGAGAUUUUUGGUUCCAACCGCCGUGUCUUUGUGAGAUGCGGUGUGGGUGAACGGAUUAUCUCCGCAUGUGUAGUUCCCAACGUAAAGCAUGAAGGUGUUAUGGUGUGGGGGUGCUUUGCUGGUGACACGGUCUGUGAUUUAUUUAGAAUUCAAGGCACACUUAACCAGCAUGGCUACCACAGCAUUCUGCAGCGAUACGCCAUCCCAUCUGGUUUGGGCUUAGUGGGACUAUCAUUUGUUUUUCAACAGGACAAUGACCCAACACGCCUCCAGGCUGUGUAAGGGCUAUUUGACCAAGAAGGAGAGUGAUGGAGUGCUGCAUCAGAUGACUUGGCCUCCACAAUCCCCUGACCUCAACCCAAUUGAGAUGGUUUGGGAUGAGUCGGACCGCAGAGUGAAGGAAAAGCAGCCAACAAGUGCUCAGCAUAUGUGGGAACUCCUUCAAGACAGUUGGAAAAGCAUUCCAGGUGAAGCUGGUUGAGAGAAUGCCAAGAGUGUGCAAAGCUGUCAUCAAGGCAAAGGGUGGCUAUUUUGAAGAAUCUCAAAUAUAAAAUAUUUUGAUUUGUUUAAAACUUUUUUGAUUCCAUGUAUGUUAUUUCAUAGUUUGGAUGUCUUCAGGAUUAUUCUACAAUGUAGAAAAUAGUAAAGAUAAAGAAAAACCCUUGAAUGUGUAGGUAUGUCAACUUUUGACUGGUACUGUAUGUUAAAAGCAUAAAAGAACGCCACACCAAACGUCACACACACACUGCGCGAUGCAACAGAACCGCGCCCCCUCAGUAAUCUCCCUCUCUCUCCCUUCAGGCCCUUGAUUUUCUGUGCCCCAUGGCUCCUCUGUCCUUUGAGCCGGCCACAGAAGCCAGCUUUAAAUCCAGCGUUUUCUCCCAGUAUCCGGCGAAGCUGCCCAGUGAGUAUAGGGAAACAAAAUAUUUCCUCUUCCAAGUUGCUUUAUUGUUUAACUGCAUAUUUGAACAAAUGUUACCUUGUGUUUUUUGUUCUUCUUAACUUAGAAUUUUCUGAGGAGAAGCUUGCGGAGACUGACUCCAUUCCAAUGGAGACGGUUACCAAAAUGGAUUCUGCCCUCAAACGGUAUAUUAAUACUCAGCAUGCCUUGUUUUCGUUGCUAAUGGGCAACUAUUAGUCUGAUUCCUCUGUAUUGUGUUUUUGAUGGGAGGCAGAUACCUGGGCAGUCCUGAGCUGUGAUCUGUCUGUCACUAGUCCUCCCUAUAGCAUACCUGUUCUCUGAUGACCGGGGCGAGUUGAGUGAAAUCGCAACGGACAGAUACGGAGCAGACAACAAUUAUCCAAAUAUCAACUUUUUUUUAGCUCCAUCAACCUCAUUUUAUCCACAGAGGUCUUUAUAAGAUGUCUCUUUUUGAACAGCCUUUGCCCUCCAGCUGUUGAGAGGGUUGCAUCUCUUCUUCCUAGUGUGGUCUCUUCCCCACUGAUGACUCCCCUCAAUGUACUUUGUGAAACUCCUCUGGCUGUCCCUGUCAAAGCUCCCUCACCAAGCCCCCUGCCGGUAGGUGAUGUGCACCAAGCAUCCUAUUCCUUGUUCAGUUCAGACCCGUGGAGGCUGCUGAGGGGAGAAUGGCUCAUAAUAAUGGCCGGAACGAAGCAAAUGGAAUGGCAUCAAACACCUGGAAACCAUGUGUUUGACGUAUUUGAUAUGAUUCCGCUCCAGUUAUUACCAUGAGCCCAUUCUCCACAAUUAAGAUGCCACCAUCCUCCUGUCGUUCAAACUCAGUAGGAAGGCUUUUUUUGUUUUGUUUUAGCUGGUUCAAUAUUUUAAUACUGCUUUUCGGUUUUAAAGGCUUUUGGCCUUUGUCACUCCUGCACACCAAAAUGUCCCCAAUUCAUGUUUAAUCACCUGUGACCAAAUCUUUCCUUAUAGGCCAGUGUAAGGAAGACGCCUUGUGCAUCCCCAAAGGUGUCUGCAGUGAAGAAAAAGGCUCAGAUCCUGGACUCUGAGUUUGACAACUUGGCAAAUCAGGUACACUUUCCAUAAAUUUCCUCACUCGAACCAAAAUGCACAAUGGGGGCUGACCCUUCUAGUCAUUAUUUUGGUAGUUCUUGGGAGGCAGAUACCUGGGCAGUCCUGAGCUGUGCUCUGUCUGUCACUAGCCCUCCCUAUAGCAUACCUGUUCUCUGAUGACCGGGGCGAGUUGAGUGAAAUCGCAACGGACAGAUACGGAGCAGACAACAAUUAUCUGCAUAGACAUGACUGAUUUGAGUCACAGAAGAAGGUAGUCUAUAUACCAUGCUGCUUAACAUGCCAGGCAUGCCUGGAGCAUAUUUUCAAUUGCCUUAGUAAUUGUGUGUUAGUUUGCAGAGGCUGUGACCACCAGCCCUGGCAACAGAAGUUUACGAGGACUUGCGCUAGGAGACUUACUCAGCACUCUUGGCACAGACCCUUUCUCCACCAGGAAGCAGAUUCCACGGACCCCAGAGAGUUUGAGUGCGUAUUGGACUUUAUUUGAUGUACUUUGAAAGGCAGAAUGCUCUUUCACCAGUUUUGCUUUUUGUUGGGCAGAGGAGUAAUGUUUUUUUUAUUAUCAUCAGUUCUGGAUGUGAAGAGUUCCUGGCGAAGGGCGGUGGAGGAAGGAGAGGCUCAGAAGGCCCGUCUGUCUGGUAAGUUUGACGGUGACUGCAUCCUCCGGCACCUCACGCCCCUCUGCGAGGUACAGGAGACCUCCCUCAGCCCUGACGUGCACUCCCUGAGCAAGAGCCUGGAUACUGCCACCAACGUUUACAGUAUUGCAGCUCCCCAGCAGGCAUCGCUCAUGUCCACCCUGCCCUGGGACUCCUCCAACAUGGAGGCUCUCCAUAGCCUGAGCAGUAGCGACGUAGUCCAGUUCAGCAUUGACCAAGAGGCAUUCCCAGAGCAGUUCAGUAUAGAUCAGGAGACUCUCCCUGAGCUGCCUGCCAAUGACAGCAGCUUCCUGAGCUCCAGUGACUCCAGGGACACAUCCAACGCAGAGGAGGAAGAGCUGCUCCUCCCCCACAUCCCCUCCCUCCUUCCCACAGAGACUGAGCCAGCCCUACUGGUCGCACACAGGCGUCUGGACAAGAUCCAGCAAGCCUUUAGAGAGGCCUCCUUCAUGGACCGACACCAGGGGGUGCAAGAGCCCUUUCCCCCACAGCAUGACGAGAGGAGCCUGGAUUCCAGAGACUGGCUGAUGGCAACGUCACUGGAGACUGCAGCCACAGUUGAAGUAACGGACAAGGUCUUUUCUCUGGAUCUGGACAGUCUAGAGAGCCCUUCACCACCAAGAAAAGAGCAGUUUAGCCUCUCGCAA